This is a messenger RNA of Pelmatolapia mariae (spotted tilapia), 783 nucleotides long. RefSeq names its product granzyme A-like. Bases 1 to 783 code for a protein of 260 amino acids. The transcript is spliced from 5 exons. Gene Ontology annotation, biological process: proteolysis. The record is from RefSeq and is a predicted model, not a curated record. Lineage: Eukaryota; Metazoa; Chordata; Actinopteri; Cichliformes; Cichlidae. Gene Ontology annotation, molecular function: serine-type endopeptidase activity.
AUGCUCUGCCUCAGGAGUUUCAGUGUUUUCCUCUCAUGUAUUGUCCUUCUCAUUAUUCAGUCAAGUCGUGGCUCUGAGAUCAUUGGAGGUAAUGAAGUGCAGCCACACUCUCUGCCUUACAUGGCUCUGCUGGAGAGUGACAAACCGAUAUGUGGAGGGGUACUAAUUGAUCAAGCAUGGGUCCUGACUGCUGCACACUGUUCUGGCAUUAAGAAGGUGUUGCUGGGGGUGCACUCCAUCAAAGCAGAUGAAAAAGAUUUCCGACAGGUCCGAAAGGUGAAAAAAAGUUUGACUCAUCCCUGCUAUGAUGGGACGGACAAGGUCAAUGACCUCAUGUUACUCAAGCUGGACAAGAAAGUGAAAAAAACCAAAGCUGUAAACUGGCUCACGCUGGCCAAAACCAGUAAGGAGCCGAAAGCUGGCAGCGUCUGUGUGGUGGCUGGAUGGGGAACAACUAAAAACAAUGUCAAUCAAAUGUCAGAUGUCCUGAGGUCUGUCAAUGUAACAGUGAUUGACAGAGUGAAGUGCAACUCAGCUGAUUAUUACAACCUCAAUCCUGUUAUCACCAGCAGCAUGAUAUGUGCUGGUUCGAAUGGUAGAAACACAGCUGAUACCUGUCAGGGGGAUUCAGGAGGACCUCUCAUGUGCAAUGGUGUGCUAGCUGGAAUCACUUCCUUUGGACGGAUGUGUGGUCUCAUUAAGAAACCCGGAGUUUACUCUUUUCUGUCAGAAAAACAACUCAAGUGGAUCAAAAAUACAAUGAAGGGAUCUAAAAUAGAAUGA